Messenger RNA from Purpureocillium takamizusanense, 1637 nucleotides. RefSeq lists its product as uncharacterized. The record is from RefSeq and is a predicted model, not a curated record. The coding region runs from base 215 to 1444 and encodes 409 amino acids. Lineage: Eukaryota; Fungi; Ascomycota; Sordariomycetes; Hypocreales; Ophiocordycipitaceae. Gene Ontology annotation, biological process: endoplasmic reticulum tubular network organization. The transcript is spliced from 3 exons. Gene Ontology annotation, cellular component: endoplasmic reticulum tubular network.
CCACCACCACCGUCGCCCGCGUCUCGAGCGCGAGGCUUCCCUUCCGACGGUUGCUCCUUGCAUCACCUUACCUACCUACCUAGAUACCCACCCUCGAGCUCUGCCUCGCCGUGCAGCAGCGGCCGGGCACCCAAGACCGUGCUGCUGCGUGGCCCAGCUUCCUUCCCCCCCGGGGCCGCCGCUCAUCAACUGAGUUGAACCCCCCGACGACGACAUGGUGUCCUUUUGGCCGUGGAAGAGGGACGCCUCCUCGACCGCCUCGUUCGAAAAGACCCUCUCCACCCUCUCCGUCAAGAUCGCCGACUCCCAGUCCCGCCUCGACCGCCUCCGCGCCAGCUCCCGCCGCGUCAAGGUCCUUUGGACCCUCUACCUCGCCUUCGCCUACACCGUCUACGCCAUCGUCGUGCUCCUCGUCGUGGGCUAUGCCAGCCUCGGCGCCCUCGAGUGGACGGGCCUCGCCGGCGGCCCCGUCGUCAUCUACCUCGUUCGCGCCCUGACGACGGCGUACUCCACGUUCCGCAUCGAGAGCGUCUCGGCUCGCCUCAAGGAGCAGCAGGACGAGCGCGCCAAGACGAUCCAGAAACUCAAGGACGCGACAAAAUACGACUCCACCCUCGAGCUCCUCGAGAAAUACGGCGGUGGCGACGCCGGCGACUCCCCGCGGGGCAAGAAAACAAAGGCCCCCGGCGACGAGGACAACAACGACGGCGCCGCCGCCGCCGCCAGCAAAAAGAAGGGCCCACCCGGCCGGACGAACCUCCCCCCUCCCCCAACCGCAAAUAUCCAGCGCCGACCCCUGGCCACAUCGUCGCCGCCGCCUUCGGCCUCGCACCCCGAGCAGCUAAGCCCCCGGCCCGACGGCGUCGGCCACCAAGAUUCCCUCGACCCCACGGCCGAGUUCGCGCCCAACGCCUUUGCGCACCAGCCUCCACCUCAUCCCGCCGCGGACGGCCCGUCGUACCCCGCGCAGCAGCAGUACGCGCCCCCGCCGCAGGCCGAGCCGCACUGGUACGACCGCAUCUUCGACGUUCUUCUCGGCGAGGACGAGACGGCCGCCCGCAACCGCAUCGCCCUCAUCUGCCGCUCCUGCCGCCUCGUCAACGGCCAGGCUCCCCCCGGCACGCGCUCCCUCGCCGAGCUUGGCCCUUGGAAGUGCAUGGCCUGCGGCGUGCUCAACGGCGAGGUCGACGAGGGCCGCCGCAUCGUCGACGAGGUGCUCGACCGGCGGGCGGCGGCCCCUUCCUCGCCACCCUCUGCUUCUCCUUCCGCGGCCGCGGCCGCGGCCAGCAGCGACAGCGACAACGGCCACGAGGAGGAUAGCACGGCCGAGGCGGCGCCGCCGUCACCACACGGCAAGAGUACCAGCUCGGAGGGCGCGGGCGGCGAGGCAGGCAGCCCCGCUGCCGGAGUCAAAGCGCGGCGCAAGAGUAAGAGGAAUGAAUGAGCAGCAUGAGCCAUGUCAUGGGAACGGGCGGGACGGCGUCCGCGGGACAUGUGCUUCCAGAGGUAAUGGAAAACAAAACAGCGAGGCGCACAAGGUACCACGUGGGUAUAUAUGUAGCUACUAGGUCGGUAGGUAGUAGGCACCAUGAAAACAAUGCAAAAUCUCAAAAGGAAAGCAUACGCAUUCACUCACU